Messenger RNA from Haliotis rubra (blacklip abalone), 505 nucleotides. Its product is annotated as bromodomain testis-specific protein-like. Bases 1 to 504 code for a protein of 167 amino acids. The record is from RefSeq and is a predicted model, not a curated record. The transcript is spliced from 3 exons. NCBI's taxonomy places the organism in Eukaryota, Metazoa, Mollusca, Gastropoda, Lepetellida, Haliotidae.
AUGUCAAAAUCAAUCUGUGUCAAGGAACCAUGUCAGAAUCAGUCUGUGUCAAGGGACCAUGUCAGAAUCAGUGUGUGUCAAGGGACCAUGUCAGAGUUAGAUCUGGUCAAUGAGAACAGCGACAGCACGGUCAGGAAAAGUGAUGCUAAAAAGCGUCGAGCAUUUCAGCCAAUCGAAGCAAUUCCUUCACCUCCGCUUCCCCGCUCUGCUCAUCCUCCUCCUCCGCCCAUUUCGUCUCAGGUGGCUCCCCCUGUGAAUGAGAGUGAUAAUAAUUCUGAACAAUCGUCACGGUCUAGGAGAGGGAGCCACUCUGAUAAUUCUUCAUCAGUUUCUCAGACAUCCUAUGAUCCAUCACAGCCUAAUUUUCGAAAUAUGGAUGGUGAGAUUCCAGACUUUUCAGGAGACAGUCAGUCAGGGGAGAUCACUGUGGUGUCUACCAAAUUUUCUGGAUCUAAGGGUAAGAAAUGCUUGAAAACUGUGGUAGUGUUCUUCACCUUGAACUAAA